Messenger RNA from Gadus macrocephalus (Pacific cod), 5289 nucleotides. RefSeq names its product T-box transcription factor 21 (gene tbx21). The record is from RefSeq and is a predicted model, not a curated record. Gene Ontology annotation, biological process: cell fate specification; lymphocyte migration; positive regulation of DNA-templated transcription. Gene Ontology annotation, molecular function: DNA-binding transcription factor activity, RNA polymerase II-specific; RNA polymerase II cis-regulatory region sequence-specific DNA binding. Bases 1 to 1242 code for a protein of 413 amino acids. NCBI's taxonomy places the organism in Eukaryota, Metazoa, Chordata, Actinopteri, Gadiformes, Gadidae. The transcript has 5 exons. Gene Ontology annotation, cellular component: nucleus.
AUGUCCCUUGAUGUGUCAACAGGAAACAGGAUAUACAUGCAUCCCGAUUCCCCCAACACAGGAGCCCAUUGGAUGAGGCAGGAAGUGUCGUUUGGCAAGCUGAAGCUCACCAACAAUAAGGGCGGGACUAAUAACACGGCACAGAUGAUCGUGCUGCAGUCACUCCACAAGUACCAGCCCCGGCUCCAUGUGGUGGAGGUGAAGGAGGACGGUUCAGAGGACCCCUUCCUGAGCUCCAAGACCCAGACCUUCGUGUUCCCUGAGAGCCAGUUCAUCGCCGUCACGGCCUAUCAGAACGCAGAUAUCACCCAGCUGAAGAUAGACAACAACCCGUUCGCCAAAGGAUUCCGUGACAACUACGAUACGCCCUACGCCCCCCUGGACAGCGAGCGCCUCACCCCCUCCCCCCUCGGCGAGAGCCAGCAGCUGUUGCCCGGGACCUGCUACCCCCAGGCCUACCUCUCAGACCAGUACAUGAGCCCCCCCCAGGCUCGCCUCUACGGCCGCGAGCCGCUCGGCAUGGGCCAGCAGCCCAAGGACCCCUCCCCCGGCCGCACCUGGUACCUGUCCCCCCAGCAGAACAUGGCCCCCGGCCGCCUGGACUUCCCCUCCUCCUACGAGACGGACUUCACCGGCAACGGCUUCUACAAGUCCUUCCCCCUGCAGACGCCGGCCCCCCACCACCCCCACCACCACCACCACCACCCGGCGCUGGGCUACUACCCCGACCACACCUUCGCCUCCCCGGGCGUGGCCGUCUCCGGGGGCUCCCCGGGGGGCUGGUCCGCCGGCCGGCCCUCCUCGCAGUACCUCAGCCCCCACAGUAAACCCCCCCCCGGCCUGGGCUGGUUCCGGCCCGUGUCCUCCUCCUCCGCCUCCUCUAACUCCUCCUCCUCCACGUCGCCCGGCGGCGCCCGGCUGCCCCCCUCGGGCCCUGCCCUCCUGGAACCCCUCCCCCGGGGGCCCGGCCCUCAGGAGAAGGCCAAGGAGGGGGGCGGCGGGGGGCUGCCGGGCGAGGACCCCUGGCUGGAGCCCCACUCGGUGAAGUCGGUGGACUCGGCCGACUCGGGGCUGUUCGAGGGGGGCGGGGCCGAGAGCAAGAAGAGGCGGGUCUCGCCGUACGCGUCCAGCACGGAGAACUCGCCGCCCAUGCGCGGUGGCGGCGGCGGCGGCGGCGGCGGAGAGGUCUGCGAGAAGGACGGCGCCGGAGAUGCCGGGUACUUCGGCUUCUACUCCCACUGACGGCCGGGACCGCAUCACGACGCCAACGCCAGCCCCGCGACGCCAACGCCAGCCCCGGGACGCACGCAGGGUCGACCUCCGGAGAGACACACACAGGGACCUCUGAGACACACACAGGGACCUCUGAGACACACACAGGGACCUCUGAGACACACACAGGGACCUCUGAGACACACACAGGGACCUCUGAGACACACACAGGGACCUCUGAGACACACACAGGGACCUCUGAGACACACGCCGUCACCUUCAACACACAACCUGUCCCCUCCGAGACACACAGAUUCAGAUACACAACUCUGAGACAAACACAGUCACUCCCAGGAUGCACACAGGCGCUAGACGAGACGCAAACCUUCAACCCAGAGACAAACGGAGUCAACUGCAUCGUCUCCUCCGAGACAAACAGAGUCAGCUCCGAGACUUCACUGGUCAGCUCCGAGACAAACACAGUCCCUUCCGAGACAAACACGUUCCCCUCGAGACACAGAUACCCUUAAAGUGUAAUUCCGGGGAAAAUUGAACCCAGGGUCUUUAUCGGCAUGAAAACCCAUAAAAUAAGCCCUCCAGACACAUUUUGUCGUUGAUGAUCAAGCAUUACUUACCCAAAGUUGCCAGAGCAAUGUAACAACCCAAAUUACUUCCAUGUUAUCGCCUAGGAGCCCCGCGAACGCUUCCAAAUCGGCAUUUCUUAACCACUAAUAUUGCUCAAAAUAGCACAAAACCUCUGCAGUAGCAUGAUUAGUUGUUAAGAAAUGCCGACUUGGAAGUGUUUGCGGUGCCCCUAGCCAAUAACAUGGAAGUCAUUUGGGCUGUUACAUUGCUCCAGGCAACUUUGGGCAAGCUCUAUACUCGAUUAUCAACGAAAAAAAGUGUCUGGAGGGCUUAUUUUAUGGGUUUCCAUGCCGAAUUUCUUUGCCGGAAUUACACUCUAAGUCCCUCCCACCUCCUCCUGAGUUAAUUAAGUAGUAAAUCUUCUGCCAGGGUGGGCCAAAUUUCAAAAUCUUUCCGCGUGUUCAGUGAGGUCGCAUCAAGGGGCCGUUUAUCCGACGACAGAAUGUCCGAAGUGUGGUGAUGGAAAUUGGCCGCUCAACUGAUUCUAAAGCACAGGACUUCAUGCGAGGUGACACUCCCGAGCUGUGAGGGUCCGGGGAGGUUAGCGUCAGGGCUGAUGGUGAACCACCAGGCCCCCUCCGGCCCCGCAAACACCUGACAGACAUGCAGGAGAAACAUCUGCACACCUGCUAGCUGACGGGCCCCUGCAGGGAUGUUUAUAUGUAUCACUGUCUCUUCAGCUCUCCCCGUCUCUCUCUCUCUCUCUCCUCUUGGGUUAUCUCUGUCUCUUCACCGACCAGCCACACGUUCAUCCGUUUGGCUACGGAGGUGCUAUUUAUGAAGCUCGGCGGUACAACCGGAUCUAAAGGCAAUAAAGUCCACAAGGAGCUCAAGCUUCCUCAUUCAAAGUGUCAUUCCUCAUCAACAAAAUUAACAAAGAAUUAGAUGCUUCAUUUCCCAAAGGCAGCGUACAGAGAGAUUCUAACUUAGCCUCCUAUUCGAUCAAAUAGACUCAGGUUACGAAGGUGACCGUAGCUCUUCAAAGAUUCACCAGUGGGUUCACCAGAGCUUUGUUUGUGGUUCUGUUCCUUUUGUUCUCCUUGUGUCCCCCGUCCUAAAUCCCCUCUGCGUCCAUGGGUUAGGCCCUGUCUCAGGCCUCCUCAGCCUCCUCCAGUCUCCUCUCGGGCCUCCUCCAGCCUCCUCUCGGGCCUCCUCCAGCCUCCUCUCGGGCCUCCUCCAGCCUCCUCUCGGGCCUCCUCCAGUCUCCUCUCGGGCGUCCUCCAGCCUCCUCUCGGGCCUCCUCCAGCCUCCUCUCGGGCCUCCUCCAGCCUCCUCUCGGGCCUCCUCCAGCCUCCUCUCCGGCUUCUUCAGCCUCCUCAUUCCCUUCUAGCCCUUGUCUAGCGCUCACCCUGCAUCUGCGUCGAUUUGAAUCCACACCUGUCUGGAGACGUGGCACUGGGGGGCCAACAGGGGGUCACGUAGCGUGGUUUAGUGUGAGCAGGUAGACAGGCCACCGGGCCCUGACGUGCUGUCACGCCGGCCGCAAAGGAAACCUAAGGUGGUCAGACACUCGCUCGAGACUCGGGUCUCUCACGUAACGCGGUGGUUUGACAGAAUCCUGUUGUUCCAAGCCGGGGGGGGGGGACCUCAACGAAUAGGAGGGAGCCAGACACAAUCAGGCGCUUCACACCUCCUCCACUCCUUCACACCUCCAACCCUUCACCCCUCCUCGGCUCGGAGGCGGAGUGAGGCGACACUGACAGCCUCCGUUCGACACCGCUCAGCGACAGACUCAGUUUAGUUUGGCUGUCACCGUUUUUUGGUUCCCAGCGUCCCGUGACCCUAAAGGACAGAGCAGGUCAAGGGUUUCACACCAGACGGGGGUUGACAUCGAAGCAGUUUAUCACCGAUGCACAAUAACCGAGUCUUCGUCAAACAAUAUAAAUUCACCGGAUUCAGUGAUUCAGGAACAUAUUGUUGUCUAACCACGCAUACAGUAAGUGCAUGCAUGCACGUGCACACACCCACAAUCAAAGAGGAGCAGCCGUCUUAACGGAAAUGUGCACUGAAUGCUGAAGCUGCCAAUAUUGAUGCCGAGAUCUCCUUUGUAAAUUGUAAAAGUGUAAACAUUUAAAAGAAAAUGUGAAAUGCCAGCAAAUAAUAACUCGUUCGUAUUUGCCUUAUGAAGAUUUUUUUGGAGGAUGUUGAUGAUGAUGAUGAUGAUGGUGAUGAUGAUGGUGCACAUCAGACAUUUUGUAACCUCCAACUUUCUGUGGAGCGUUACACGCACCAUGUGACUGAGGAGAGCUUCAGUGAUUGGUCAGCUGAGCCACUGGACUGAGGACCGGGUCGGAUGACCGGUGGUUUGAGUAGACUCAGGUCACAUGACCCACGGUGCUGAGCACGCUCAGGUCACAUGACCGACGGUUCGAGCAGGCUCAGGUCACAUGACCCGCGGUUCGAACAGACUCAGGUCACAUGAUCCGCAGUUCACCUCCUCAGGUCACCUGAACUGAAGGGUUCUCCUGAAGGGUUCAGAACUGUCGCAAUAUACUGACGUUAAAACGUUGAAUUGAACUUUUCUUCAAAGUGGAAACAACCGUCGAGCAACGUUUACGGAAGGGUUUCAUGUUCUUAAUCUCCCUGAGUUUAUGUACAGAAGAAAUCAAUAUUAUGGAUCUGUGGCACAAUCAAGUGUCAAACUAUAGUUAUGUCUUAUGCAGGACUUGAGGAAAUGUUCGAUUUUUAUUUUUUAAAUCUGCAAGGACAACCCAAAAUGGUGAUUAAUAUAUGAUUAGUUAAAAUGUAACAAUUCUUGUCAAUGUUAUUUUAAGUGCAAUUAAGAGAAAUGGCAUUUGGUAUAUAUUUCAGGAGGGCUUUACAAAAUCCUUUGAUAAUCAACCGCUUCCUGAAAGUGUAAAUGUUUUGGAUUAAUGUUGUGUUACAUGGUUUGUCAUGAAGUAACCGUCAGUGAACCGGACUCAGAGCUUACGUCCACGAACAGUAGAAUGCCUUUAGACGCCUCAGGACCGCCCCCUGGUGGAGAUCAAUGCUAUUACAAUCAGCGGUGCGAUCAUUAAAAUUCUCGCCUGACAAUCGCCAUUACAAAUCAAAUUCCCGUUUAUGUAUCCCGAUCCUUUUUAAGUGUAUUUCUCUUAUGUUUUCCAGAUUUUUGUCAUGGACAAUACUGCGAAAAACAUAGGCUACUAACAGUAUUUUCUUACAAUCCUGUAGGCCUGUCUGUUUGGUCGAGAGGGAUUGGAAUCAGGGUCAUGAUGUGGAAUCAGGGUCAUGAUUGUGAGAUCAGGGUUAUGAUUAUGGAGCCAGGUCUGUUUUUUCUAUUUCUCUGAGAUCCUGGUCUUAGAUAUUUUAGUUGCGAGUUUAUAAUUCUCACAAACUAAGAAUUCUGGAAACAAAUAAAAUAGCACGUGUCAAAUACAAAAAGAUAUGUUUGAAAGGGAAAUCAUUUAUUUAUUAAAAGUGUCAAACUUG